AAGAUGAUCAUGUAGGAAGCUUCUUCUUCAUGAAGCUCUUUUGCUUCAAUAAUUCUCUAGCUUCCUUCAUCCUUUUACUGGCCAAAAAUACUAUUUAAGUGCUUCUUUCUUCUGGUUUGCUUAUCAAAACAAAAGAUUUAUCAAAUGGCAAAAGCUUUCAAGGAAAUGGUUUUUGAAUGGGAAUAUCUCCAUCCAAAAGGCUCAGUUACUAAUGAGCAGGAGCUGAGCCCAACUGAGUUAAUCCCAGUUGCUGAUAAGAAACUUGAAGAUGAACUGAAGGAAGAAGAGAUUUAUGAAGAGCAAGCAGUUUUUUCUGAGCAGAACCUGGUAAGGGAUGAAGUUUUAGCUGUUGAGGAAGAGAUUGGUUCUCAUGAGAAUGAAGAAGAAACUGAUUGGGGGCUGCAAAGCUUAUUGUUCAGAGAGGAGGAAGAAGAAGAUAGUAAGAUGGUGGAGUUCAAAGAUCCAAAUAUCAAAGAAAAAGAUAACUUUGAAGCUUUCAAAUUGAAAAAAUGGCUUAGUUCAGUGAUAAUGGCAGCUGCUACAAUCUCUAUUUUCAUCUUUGGUGGAGGAAGAGUGGAACUAACGGGCAAAAGAAAGAACAUCCAAUCUGCAAUUUUGAAAAAGGAGAAUGUGAAGGACAUCUUUGUUCAGCAUCAGCAAGCUGCUUCAGCAUCCUUUUCAUUGAGUGGACACUAUGAUGAAAGGUUCUGAUGUGAAUGGGCUCUUCUUUCAGAAGCAAUACAACUCUUCACUUUGGAUUAUGAAGCUGUUUCUGCUCUCUAUGCUAAAGAGUUGGGGAGAGGAUACUGUUUGGUUCAAUAAUAUUGUAUUGGAAAAAUUAACUAAUUAGAGGUGAUUGCUCUUUUUA
Messenger RNA from Dendrobium catenatum, 868 nucleotides. RefSeq lists its product as uncharacterized. The coding region runs from base 145 to 711 and encodes 188 amino acids. The record is from RefSeq and is a predicted model, not a curated record. NCBI's taxonomy places the organism in Eukaryota, Viridiplantae, Streptophyta, Magnoliopsida, Asparagales, Orchidaceae. The transcript has 2 exons.